Molecule: messenger RNA, 1629 nt
Organism: Vigna angularis (adzuki bean)
Lineage: Eukaryota; Viridiplantae; Streptophyta; Magnoliopsida; Fabales; Fabaceae
Product: serine/threonine-protein phosphatase 7 long form homolog
Exons: 1
Coding region: 1-1629 (542 amino acids)
Biological process (GO): meristem development; meristem maintenance
Source: RefSeq, a predicted model, not a curated record
AUGCCUGAACCACAUGUUAUAGUUGCUCCUGUUAUAGAGGAAGUUGGGUUUGGUGUUGUAUCUAAAUUGAGACACUUAAAAGUAGAUCACGGGUUAGUUACAACGUUGGUCGAAAGGUGGAGGCUUGAGACACAUACUUUUCAUCUUCCAAUUGGAGAAUGCACAAUUACCUUGCAAGAUGUGUCACUACAAUUGGGGCUUAGAGUUGAUGGUCCUCCAGUAAUUGGACCUACAAUGUUUGAUUGGGAAGAUAUGUGUGAUACAUUGUUAGGGAUUACACCGAUUAAGGGGGAGUCCCUUGUUGGAUCUACGGUGAAGCUAAAGUGGUUGCGGGAAAAUAUGUUGCCUAUACAUGACGACUCAAGUCUCGACAAAAUACAUGCCCAUGCAAGGGCAUAUAUAUUAGGACUAAUUGGAGGGGUUCUUAUGCCUGAUAAAACAGGUAAUAAAGUACACUUAAUGUACUUGAAUUUCUUAAGUAAUCUUCGCAGAACUCGACGAUAUAGUUGGGGGACUGCUUGUUUAGUUGUGUUGUACAGGGAGAUGUGUAGAGCAAUAGAUCGACAUUCAAAGACCAUGGGUGGUUGUGCACCGUUGUUACAAUCGUGGGCAUGGUUUCGUAUGCCCUUUAUUGCACCAAUUUCGCGACUGCAAUUUAGUUUCCCACUUGUAUGUCGAUGGAGCGGAGGUCGUGUUUUGACCAUUCAAAAUGUCCCCCACAAUGAUUUAAUCGGAUACCGAUCAAGGCUAGACCAUAUAGAACAUAACCAGGUAACAUUGUAUUUGUCAUUCAAAUCUUUUUUGGUAAAAAAUGAAUCAGACAAUGAUGGUCCAUUGACGCGGUUUACAUGGGCUCCAUAUGAGGGAUUAGAGUCAAUUAUUCCUGCCCAAGCUUACAAAGACCAGGCAUUGUGGACUUCAUGCACAACUUUAAUUUGUUUUGCAAUUGUUGAAUGGCACCAGUCAGACCGGGUCAAGUUACAAUUUCGCCUAUCACAACAUGUUCCUGAAUUACCAAACAAUCUUGAUGACCUCCAUAAAGUUGAUAUGAAGGGCAAACAAGAUGAGAAUUGGGGUACUAGACAUGCCCAAUGGAUAGACGUAUGGAACAAUAGGCGUGACCUAACAUUGACGGGAAUUCCAGUUCUAGGGCCACUUAUCCACACAAGCGAGUACAUGUCUUGGUAUUUUGAGAAUGCAAUUUUGUUUUUGUCUGUUCCACAAAUGUUGAAUGACCCUAGGAUGCAUCGUGCCUUGACAUCGACACAUCUUCAUUCUCCUGAAUACCAUCAUAGUAGGGACCAUGAAAACACUCAUCAUGCAGAGGCAAGUAUGGAUGCAAGAAGGCAUUCCCUUUCAUCGUUCUCUAAUCUAGGCAUGCCAAGCUUGUUUGGAACUUAUGCCCCUACUACACCUUCGGCCCACGCUAUUGGAGGACCUUACGAUAACUCAUUUUAUUUUGUUGAAAGCCAUAACAAAAUAUGUACUUCCUUUGCUACUUAUGGAGGAGGUGAAGGUGAAGAACAUAUUCAACGACAACCUUCACCGGAAGAACCACCUAGACCUCCACAGGAAGAACCACCUAGACCUCCACAUGGAAGGAGAAAUCCAACUAGAAAUAGACGGUGA